GAUUUUUUUUUUGGUCAAGUGCUUUUGGAUAUUUCUGUCAAGCUUCGUGCAAUCCGGAAGAGGAGAAAGAUGAAAGACCUCAAGAGAGAUGAGAUUCUUUUGCUGUUUGACGUGGAUGGUACUCUGACGGGGCCUAGAAUGAGGAUUGAGCCUCAGAUGGAGGAUUUUUUGUAUGAAACUGUUCUGCCAAAGGCGUCAGUUGGAGUGGUCAGUGGAUCGGAUUUGGAUAAAUUGUUUGAACAAAUCAGUGGACAGAGGAUCAAUCAACUGGAUUACGUAUUUCCAGAGAAUGGUCUUGUUCAGAUUGAACGUGGAAAGGAGACAGGGAGAGCAUCCCUGACGACACAUUUGGGCGAGGAAAAGAUUCAGGAUUUUGUCAAUUUCAACCUGAAACUCCUCUCAACCAUUAAACUGCCCGUAAAACGUGGCACAUUCAUCGAAUAUCGAAGUGGGAUGAUUAAUAUUUCGCCCAUUGGGAGGAAUUGUACGAGAGAAGAGAGAAAUGCCUUUGCGGAAUAUGACAAGGAACAUGGGAUUCGGAAGGGGAUGAUUGAGGUGCUAAAGAAGGAAUUUCACAAUGUUGAUCUAACGUACAGUAUUGGAGGUCAGAUAAGUUUUGAUGUUUUUCCCAAAGGAUGGGAUAAAUCCUACUGCCUUCAGCAUGUCGCUAGGAGGAAUUUCAAGGAGAUUCACUUCUUUGGGGAUAAAACCGAUCCAGGUGGCAAUGAUCAUGAAAUUUUUGCUGAUCCAAGAACAAUUGGGCACACAGUUUCGUCGCCGGACGAUACCAAGAGAAUCUUGAAAGAGCUCUUAGACGUUUAAUGUGAAUUUUUUUAUACAAAGAAUUCUCCCAAUAUAAAUGCACUUUAUCACA
Molecule: messenger RNA, 874 nt
Organism: Phlebotomus papatasi
Lineage: Eukaryota; Metazoa; Arthropoda; Insecta; Diptera; Psychodidae
Product: phosphomannomutase-like
Exons: 2
Coding region: 70-822 (250 amino acids)
Biological process (GO): mannose metabolic process; GDP-mannose biosynthetic process; protein N-linked glycosylation
Cellular component (GO): cytosol
Molecular function (GO): phosphomannomutase activity
Source: RefSeq, a predicted model, not a curated record